Messenger RNA from Lobosporangium transversale, 1083 nucleotides. RefSeq lists its product as hypothetical. Lineage: Eukaryota; Fungi; Mortierellomycota; Mortierellomycetes; Mortierellales; Mortierellaceae. Bases 76 to 933 code for a protein of 285 amino acids. The transcript has a single exon. The record is from RefSeq and is a predicted model, not a curated record.
AAAAAAAAAAAAAAAAAAAAAAAAACACCAUACAUUUCAGAGUCUUCAGAUGAUAAAGAGUCCAAUAACGACAAAAUGUCGCGCACAUCACGCAAGAUUGAUAAUGAUGCUGUGAUCCAGGAGGUAUUGGCCAAGGACCCGAGUGAGCGAACGGAGGAAGACAAAAAGAAACUUCGACUUGCUGAACGGCGAAAAAAGGAAAGGGAGCGAAGGGAAGAAAUCAUGAAAGCCAGAGAAGAUAUCUUAUCGAAUGAUCCAGAGAUCGUCGCAGCUGCAAAAGAAGUCCUAAAGCCUCGAAGACGCGGUCGUCCGGACACUCAUGAACAUCAUCAAUCCAUUGCCGAUAAUCAAGAGGGCGAUUACAAUAACGACAGCAACAACAGCACCGACAGCAGCGACAGCACCAACAACAAUGACAAAAAGGACGAUAAGAAAAAGACUUUAUUAUCCUCCCAAUCUCAUUCAAAAUCAUAUCCACCCUUACCUUCAGCUCCGUCUUCGUCUUUGUCCUCAUCAUCUACAUAUCCGAUCCCAGGAAUCCUUGUCAAGGCACAGUCCACAGACGGGCCUCCAAGGAAGAAUGAUCAGCCUGCUAGACCCUUACCAUCACCGAGCACAAGUUCGGACACUAUCCGGGAUGUGCCUGCUGUCAAAAAUAAUACAGUGAAAAAAGAAGUGCCACAGGUACAGCCAAAGUUGGAACAGCAGAGGCAGCAGCAGCAGGCCACCAAAGUUUCAACUGAUGAGAGGAGUCGCUCCUCAUCAGCAUCCUCUUCCUCUUCUUCUUCCUCUCCCUCUCCUUCUGCCUCCGUCUCCACGUCAUCGUCAUUAUCGAAUAGACCUCGCCGUAGUUUCAGUUCAGGUAGUGAUUCUUCAACUAGCGGUGAUAGUGAAGAUGAUGACGAUGAUAACGCCCUGGGCAUUGAAUGGUGAAGAAAUAAAAGAAAUUCAUCGUCAUUCAAUGCUCUUUCUCCUGCAUUCAUGUCCACUACAUGCUUCUUGCAGUCGAACUUUCAAUAUUCUCUUCCCAAUCCUCGUCCUCUUCUUUUGCAUUUUAAAAUGUUUUUAAAAAUAUAAACCCAG